CAACCGUUAUCUUCCAGUCUCUUAGCAACAUCAUCGGUCAUUCCUCCUUCUUCUACCUAUUUACAACACCCAACCCAUCAAUCAUCAACUUUCAUCUAUAUUUCCCUCCAUCUCCAAAGUCACAACUUGUUCGGAUAACCCUCGUUCAUUCUUUCGUUUUGUUAAGAAUCUUGUUAUUUUAAUUAGUCGAUAACCGAUCGGAGUUGCCCAUGAUGAAGGGAGCUCUGCUUACCGCAGCUGUGCUGCUAGGCUCCGCCCAGGCUGGCGUCCACAAGAUGAAGCUCAAGAAGAUCCCCCUGGCUGAGCAACUGGAGAGCAUCCCGAUCGAGCAGCAAGUACGCGGUCUCGGACAGAAGUACAUGGGCGCUCGACCUGAGACUCAGGGCCAGGCCAUAUUCCAAGAUACAUCCAUCCAUGUGGAUAAGGACCAUCCUGUUCCCAUCUCCAACUUCAUGAAUGCUCAAUACUUUUCCGAGAUUAGCAUCGGCACUCCUCCCCAAGACUUCAAAGUCAUUCUUGAUACUGGCAGCUCCAACCUCUGGGUCCCCUCUUCGUCCUGCGGUAGUAUAGCUUGCUACCUCCACUCCAAGUACGACUCAUCCGCUUCUUCGACGUACAAGGAGAACGGGACUGAGUUCGAGAUUCGUUACGGAUCUGGCAGCUUGAGCGGUUUCGUGUCUCAAGAUACCUUGACUAUUGGUGACCUUACCGUUAAGAACCAAGAUUUUGCCGAAGCUACGAGUGAGCCUGGUUUGGCUUUUGCCUUCGGCCGAUUCGAUGGCAUUCUCGGAUUAGGUUUUGACCGCCUCUCCGUAAACGGCAUCGUUCCUCCCUUUUACCAGCUGGUUAACCAGAAGUUGAUUGAUGAUGCCGUCUUUGCCUUCUACCUCAGCGGUGAGAAUGGUGACGACUCCUCGGAGGUUGUUUUUGGUGGCGUCGACAAGGACCACUACACCGGCAAGAUCACCGAGAUCCCGUUACGCCGUAAGGCUUACUGGGAGGUCGACUUCGACUCCAUUUCUUUCGGUGACGAGACUGCUGAGCUUGAGAACACCGGUGUUAUCCUUGACACCGGCACUUCUCUAAUUGCCCUUCCUUCCGACCUUGCUGAGCUACUGAACAAGGAGAUUGGUGCUAAGAAGAGUUUCAACGGCCAAUACACCGUCGACUGCUCCGUCCGUGACUCGCUCCCUGAUAUCAGCUUCAAGCUAAGCGGCUACGAUUUCGCUAUCGGACCCUACGACUACAUUCUUGAGGUCCAGGGCAGCUGUAUCUCUACCUUCAUGGGCAUGGACUUCCCUGCUCCUGUUGGCCCUCUUGCCAUUCUCGGUGAUGCAUUCCUCCGAAGAUGGUACUCUAUCUAUGACCUCGGAAAGGGCACCGUUGGACUGGCUAAGGCCAAAUAAAUGCAGUCUAACAGAAUCUGAAAGGGGAUGUAUGAAUGACCUCGCGGGACUAAUGAGACGUAACAUGGCAAUUGGACUGGCUAAACCAUAAUUGGAGGGCGAUAGUGGUUUUGAGUGCAUUUCGAAUUGGUUCCUGACCUGGGACCUUUUUUUUCUUUGGGUAUUGCCGUUGAAACUUGGUCGUUGAGCAUGAAGAGGCCUCGUCUCCAUUGUAAAUUACAUACCUACAGCACGUAUUCGUUUAGCAUGCCACUAAUUUCAUACUCUUUUCGCCAA
Molecule: messenger RNA, 1682 nt
Organism: Daldinia vernicosa
Lineage: Eukaryota; Fungi; Ascomycota; Sordariomycetes; Xylariales; Hypoxylaceae
Product: Asp-domain-containing protein
Exons: 3
Coding region: 210-1406 (398 amino acids)
Biological process (GO): proteolysis
Cellular component (GO): fungal-type vacuole
Molecular function (GO): aspartic-type endopeptidase activity
Source: RefSeq, a predicted model, not a curated record